Physcomitrium patens is the source of this 3272-nucleotide messenger RNA. RefSeq names its product endoglucanase 10. Gene Ontology annotation, molecular function: hydrolase activity, hydrolyzing O-glycosyl compounds. Gene Ontology annotation, biological process: carbohydrate metabolic process. The record is from RefSeq and is a predicted model, not a curated record. Lineage: Eukaryota; Viridiplantae; Streptophyta; Bryopsida; Funariales; Funariaceae.
AACUUGAUUUGUGCCUGGUCUGUGUGGUCACUGUACCAGACUUCCCUCUUUAAUUUUCGAGUUGGAGGGAGCAGGGAGGGAUCCUAUACUCACGAGGAUGAGAUGUCGAGGAGAAGCUCUGCAAAGUUAUGAAUGCUGUAGAGUACAAAGGAGUGUUGGUGGUGACAGAGGCUGGGAGAGAGGCCCUCGGCAGCGGAUGUGCGCUGGUCGAACGCCAGUGUAGUUUUGGAGGUAAAACGUUCUUUGGAAAUGAGUGUUGGUUGUCAAUUGACUGAGGCGAAUUGCGAAACCUGGUGCAGUGUCUCGUCCAUCUGUGGAACAAAACUCAUUACAAGAAAGCAUCGAGGAUGCUUCGUAGGAGAGAAUGAUCCGAAUGGAGGUUAAUUGCGUAAGCAGAGGCUUAGUUAGAACUGGUUCGAACAAGAACGCUUGGUCUGGGUCGGCUGGGCAGUAGCACUUGAUCGGUUACGUUCUUCUGGUGGUGCUGAGCCCGUUUAGAUGUGUAAACUUUGGGAGCCUGCGCACGUGGAGCUCAUUUGUGCCACCAUCACUCGAAAGAAGACGAGAUUUUGGGUUUAAGUGCAUUGUUCGGGGCAUGAAGUGUGGGUGGAAGAGGCCACAAUCGGUUGGAGAAGAAGAUCUGUGCCAUUGCGUACCAUGAUCCCGUGCCAUGCCGCUGUAGUUGGUAACAUCGUGUACUGCAGAUAGCGUACCCUACACCCUAUGACUCUGCCGCAGAGCCCACACGUGCCGUGAAGGUUCUUUUGAAUAAUCUCUUUCGGUGCUCCAGCAAUACCACUUUCCGAGACAAUUUAGGUCAAGAUCCAUUUGGCACCAACAGGUCGGUGGAACUGGUUUCUUGGCGCGAGUUAUUUGCAGAUACGCCCACUUCCAAAGGGUGUGCAGACCCAUGGCUUUCUGAAGCUUAUGGUGCAAGAUUUACAACUCAGUGAUGUCUUGCCCGCAGGCUCUUGAUGCAUAGGAGUAUAUUCCAUGGGAAAAACUUGAUAUAAUUAAUUUUUUUUGAGUGAGGAGUUUGCAAAGAUUCGAUAAUAGGCUUCGAUUGACCGACGGUAGGAUUGGGGAAUAGGUAGGGCUUAGCAAUGUCAGCUAAAAUGGGAGUUGCUUACCAGAAGUCUAGGGGAUGCAAUUGGAUAGCCUGUGCAGUCUUGCUAGCGGUUGUAGCCGUGGUCAUUGUGCUUGCUGUGGUGGUGAUAAAGCACAAGAAGAUCUCCUCAAAUGAUAUUAGUGUGCCCAUGCCUCCUGGUGCAAACUUCAACGGAAACUACACCCAUGCCAUGCAGCUCGCCCUCACGUUCCUUGACAUUCAGAAAUCAGGAAAGCUACCAGAAAAAUUCCCUAUACCAUGGAGGGGUGACUCGAAUCUUGUGGACGGGAAAGACAUGGGAGUAGAUUUGAGUGGUGGACUGUAUGAUGCAGGUGACAGUGUCAAGUUCGGCUUGCCCAUGGCUUUCACUGCUACUCUCCUCUCUUGGGGUGUGCUCGAAUAUGGUCCCGUAAUGGGAAAAGCCGGUCAGCUAAAUUCAGCGAAAAAUUCAAUCCGUUGGGUUACAGACUACCUCCUCAAGGCUCACACUUCUCCCCAGGAGCUUUACUUUCAGGUUGGAGAUCCAACCAAGGAUCACAAGUGCUGGAUGAGGCCGGAGGAUGGUAAUUUAGUGAGGCCUUCUUUAAAGCUAGACCCAACCACACCAGGUUCUGAAGUCGCAGCAGAGACUGCAGCCGCCAUGGCAGCCGCAUCCAUGGUGUUUCGAGCUACUGAUGUAGCUUAUGCAGACCUUCUCGUGACGCAUGCCAAGCAAUUAUUCAAUUUCAGCGACACCUACAGAGCAUCAUACAGUUUAUCCAUCCCAGCUGUUCAAGAUUUUUAUAAUUCAACUGGCUACGGAGACGAGCUUCUAUGGGGGGCUACCUGGCUGUAUUAUGCAACAGGCGAUAACAUUUACCUGGCUUACGUUACAGGAGUGGAUGGUGAGUCCUUUGCAGAAUGGGGCGUCUUCCCCUCUUGGUUCAGCUGGGAUAAUAAACGACCUGGAGUGCAGGUACUGCUGGCAAGACUUCAAAUGCUGAAUCCGCCCUCUAAUGCUGUGAACACAGUGAGCAUAGGGCUGACGAACUAUAAAACUACAGCCGAUGGACUCAUGUGUGCUUUUCUGCCUAGGUCUCCGACAGCUAGUAAAGAUCGCACUAAAGGUGGAAUGCUGUGGAUAGAGCAGUGGAGUGCAUUACAGCAUGGCAUCAAUUCGGCUCUCCUGGCCACAUUCUACAGUGAUUAUCUCAGCGCUGCUCAGUUGCCUGGAAUUAGCUGCUCAGGAAUAAGCUUCACCCCAGCAGAGCUCCGAAGUUUCGCAGCUUCUCAGGCGGACUACGUCUUGGGCGCCAAUCCUCUGUCAACGAGCUUCAUGGUAGGCUACGGCGCAGAGUAUCCUCAGAAGCUGCACCACAGAGGAGCGUCCAUUCCCGUCAACCCAACAGUCUACGAUUGCAAGGGAGGCUUCAUCUGGUUUGACUCAACGCAGCCAAAUCCUAAUAUAGCGCACGGUGCAAUUGUGGGUGGUCCCUUCAAGAACGAGACUUACUCAGAUACUCGAGACAACAUCCUCCAGAAUGAAGCAUCUACUCACAACAGCGCUGCCAUGGCAAGCUUAACUGCCGGUCUCUCAGUUUCUGGCAAUUACCCAAUCCCUCUUUCAUGGAUAUGAACAGUCCAAACACGCUUAGUUCUUAUACACAAUUCAGAGAAGGAGUUGAUAUUUCAGUAGUCACGUAAACCUCACAAGAUCUGGGGCAUGCAGAUUAGGAUGGACUCUGUUUUUCAGACGCAGUUUGCGGUGCAUUUCGGAGUAAACUUGCAGAUCAGUCCGUGCUAUCAUCCCUCCUUCAUCUAUCUUCCUGUACUCUGUCAUAUCAUCAUUUUGUACAUUGUUUUCAUCAGCUUGUCAGCUAUCCCAACGUUACUUGUUGUAUUAUAUCUCGAAAAACUUCAUGUGGGUGCUGGAAGUAGAUUAGUACUUGAAGGAGGUUCUUUCUUAUUAGAGCUCGUAGUAUCAGAUGAGAGCUUUGAUGGCUUCAGCUUUGGAGGCUGUUCAACUGGUUAUAUCUAAAUCCAGUGAUUUUCACUGCUUGGAAUCUAAGGAGUAGUAAGUGACUUGAAUUGCUAGUGGUUGUAUUUUAAGCUAUAUCUUGUGUAAUUUGACAAGAUUUUGGCUAAAAAUUUCUAAGAAUGUGUAUUUUGAUAUUACUAAGCUUUA